AUGUUGGGAAACCAAACACAAAUUGCAGAAUUCAUCCUCCUGGGAUUUGGAGACAUCGACAACUUGCAAAUAUUUCUCUUCCUGACAUUUCUAAUGAUUUACCUUGUGACUAUAACUGGAAACAUUCUCAUUCUUGUGCUAGUUACUUUUGAUAAGCAUUUUCAUACCCCGAUGUACUUCUUCCUGGGGACCCUCUCCUUCUUGGAGUCUUGCUACAGUACCAAUUUAUUACCAAGAAUGCUGUCAGAUCUCUGGACUGGAGACAGAAGAAUAUCUUUCUCUAGCUGCUUCACACAAUGGUAUCUCUGUGCUUCCUUCCUAGUGACAGAAUGCUGUCUACUCUGUGCAAUGUCUUAUGACCGGUAUCUCGCCAUCUGUAAACCACUUCACUAUCCAACAAUGAUGAACACUCAGACUUUUAUUCAGUUAGCAGCUGCAUCUUGGAUCAAUGGAUUUACUGUGUUUUUGGUAAUACUCAUCAUGAUGUUAAUACGAUUAGAUUUUUGUGGUCCCAAUCAAAUAGAUCAUUACUUCUGUGACUAUUUUCCGCUCUUAAAACUCUCUUGCAAUGACACCAGCUUGUUCCCAAUUAUGAGUUUCACUGUGGCUGCCUUGUUUAGCUUUUUUCCUUUUCUUCUUACCCUGACAUCCUACGUAUAUAUUGUAGCUGCCAUCUUGAAAAUCCCCUCCUCUACAGGGAGGCAAAAGGCCUUUUCCACCUGCUCCUCUCACUUGCUGGUGGUUUCCAUUUUCUAUGGGACUCUAAUAGUUGUUUAUAUGUUACCACAUUCUGAAGCAGUACGAGACAUGCAGAAAUUUUUCUCUCUUCUGUAUACCACUUUACCUCCUCUGGCUAACCCCUUCAUAUACAGCCUGAGAAACAAGGAGGUCAAAAAUGCCUUGAAACAUAAUAUUUGUCAGCUCAUACCGAGAGAGAUUCCAGACCCAAGACCCAAGCUAAUUUCAGCACUUUAUGGGAAUACAACAUGA
Hemicordylus capensis (graceful crag lizard) is the source of this 990-nucleotide messenger RNA. RefSeq names its product olfactory receptor 2AP1-like. Gene Ontology annotation, biological process: G protein-coupled receptor signaling pathway. The transcript has a single exon. Gene Ontology annotation, molecular function: G protein-coupled receptor activity; olfactory receptor activity. Gene Ontology annotation, cellular component: membrane. NCBI's taxonomy places the organism in Eukaryota, Metazoa, Chordata, Lepidosauria, Squamata, Cordylidae. Bases 1 to 990 code for a protein of 329 amino acids. The record is from RefSeq and is a predicted model, not a curated record.